UCUGUGAUCGCGAUCUGUCAAAAUAGAGACAAGGAAGAGAAGAGGACAUUGGAAUUAAAAUUUAUUGCUUACUUACCGUGUCCUAAUAACAGUUUUUGUGUGAAAGUUACUGCAAAUAAUUAUAUAACAAAACUGUUUUCAUGUUUGCUUUCAAUUUAGCAAGUCAAAAUGGGAGACUCGCCGUAUUUGACUUGUUUGGUUUUGUAUAUAUUUUCGUUUCAAAUUAUUGUCACUAAUUCACGUACCUCUAAUAUUUGGAAGUUGGAUGUUGAGCAAGGUCAAAUUGUUGACGGAACUACUAUAACGCAGGAUGACUCUGACAAACCCAAAAUGAGUGAGGAAGAUGUUGUGUUCAAUAUUAUCACAUCAACUGUGUACUAUGGCAACACUUGGACUAAGCACAGUUUUGAUAUGUUUUGCACUGACUGCCAGUUAUAUGAACAACAGAGGAGUAUCACUGACAACAAUGAAGAGAUAAACCAGCCAGAAACAAGUAAUGGAGAAGCUGAUGAUGAGUAUCUGGAUUGUGGAAAAGCAGUUAAUUUUACAUAUUAUGACAACCUGGUUGGUGUGGCCAGGCGCCACAGACAUCCUAAUGUACCUGAACCACAAGUUGCCCUUAUAUUUACGAAGAAAAAAUCAUACAAAAAUGGUGUAACAGAGUUAGAUAUUAAUGCCUUAGAGAAGCGCCUUAAAAAGGCUAAAAGAGAAAAACCAAAGUCUGUACAGUUGUAUAACCAAAUUGGUAACUUUUGGAGAAUUAAAGGUGACACAAGACAAUCCAUUGAGUGUUUUCGUCGCGCUCUUGCCGUCUCUCCAUAUAAUGCAGAAGUGCUCCUAAAUCUAGCGCGAGUGCUGUUCACAUUGCAAUAUUUAGAUGAUGCAAUAUAUUUGACGCGUCGAUCGCUCGAAGUGCAACCGCCCGACCGCAGCGCAUGGCAGCAGUACUUUACGCUCGGCGAAAUAUUCAAAGCAUAUGGACAUUAUCAGGAAGCAGCAGUACAUCUAAGGCACGCGCUAGACCUCAGGCCGGACUUUGAGCCAGCGCUGGUGGCACUUAAAGACAUUGAAAAUAUACCUGAGGCUACAGUUCAUGUGUACACCCUACUUAUAAUCGUAUGUUUGGUAAUGGGUGUGCUACUAGUGAUUCUAUCGUCAGUGGACAACGGCAGCGAAGCGGACGAGCACAAAACGCAGCGUCAUUUCAACCGCGCGAUGGCGAUGCGUUCGCUGCGCGGCGUGGUCGGUGCGCGCGGUAGGAAGAAAGGCGGCUCAUAGAUUUUACAGUGCGUUUACGAUCUCGGCAAGUUGUUUUUUUUUUUCAAAGUGUAACAUAUUAUUUUAUGCCGUGCACAUUUCUAUGAAUGUGAAUUGGAUUGGAACUAAUGACAGUUUGUUUGUCUUUGAUUUUAUGUGUGUCAAACGCUUUGUUCCUUUGGGUCUCCAUUAAUAUAAUGAUGGCCAUAUUUGUUAUUGAUUUGUUUUGUUUAACGUUCAGUGAUAGCAGUCUUUAUAAUUUCGUUGCUGUUUUAUCAUUGAUAAUCCAAAUAUAAAAACAAACUUUCUGUUAACAAUGAAAAUUUAUUAUUUCUUGUAUGAGCUGGUUAGUAGACGCCAAAACAAAAUGAAUAUUGCAUGAGUUUUAAGAAAAUGUCAUUGGUUAGUUUGUGUUAAAAGCAGUUUACAUUGUACUUAUUGACAUAUUUUGAUGUUAAAUUACUUUUAGUCAUAAAACUAAAUAUGCGUCACCUUUUUUGUGGGACAAAUUAGAAAUUUUUGUCUCCAGGCUUUAACAUUUGAGAAUUUGAACUUUCGGUGAAUUAUGUUGAUGUUUUAAAUGUUUUUAAAAAACGUCACGUUUUCAAACUACACAAUUAUUAUAAAUGACUGUUCAUUGGUUUGCUAGAGAUCGUAAACAUUUAUCGCUUGCAAAUUCAAUGAAUACGUAGCAGGCUAAUAAUGACGCGCCUGAACGAGGACCUAGAAAUUGUGGUACUGUUCUAUUAAGUUGUUAUUUUUCGUGUUAGGUAUUAUUGUACUGAAAUUUGUUUUUUAUUCUUUAUAGGAGAUUGAAUGUCAUUUGUAAAAUUAAAAUGAAAGCACAUUAAUUUGUGUACUAUUUAACAUUAACACAGCGCCAUAAUAGUAAAAAUAAAUGAAUAAGCUUCUAUUGCUCUCAUAUAGAUUAUAG
Molecule: messenger RNA, 2191 nt
Organism: Zerene cesonia (dogface butterfly)
Lineage: Eukaryota; Metazoa; Arthropoda; Insecta; Lepidoptera; Pieridae
Exons: 7
Coding region: 169-1278 (369 amino acids)
Biological process (GO): actin filament polymerization
Cellular component (GO): actin cytoskeleton; cytoplasm
Molecular function (GO): protein binding
Source: RefSeq, a predicted model, not a curated record